ACGGGUUUUGUGCUGGUUUUGUGUUGCCCGAGGAGGGAUGAUCAUGCGAUUAAACGCGUGGAGUAGGAAGUAAUGCAAAGAGACAAUAUUUGUUUAGAAUACACACAGAGACGAUCCGUAUUGUAGUUUCUGCCUAUUUAAAGGUGAAUAGCCAUCCAAAUGUCAUCACCAGGUCUCUGGCACGGCGCGAGCCGCGCCAGUCCGUCCUUCAUUUUCGAUCUCGUUUUCUGCUGAGUGAGUACAUGAGUACGGCAUCCGUCCUGAUUUUACCCAAGUGAAAUGAAGAAUGGUUUUCUGUUGUGCUGUUGGAUGCUCAAACAGCAGCCGCAAGGGGUUUCGUUUAUUUUUAAUACCGAAAGAAAUCAAACGCAGGGAACUAUGGUUAGCAAAAAUCAGACGAGACAAGUGGACGCCGACGUCUGGCUCGCGACUUUGCGAGGCACACUUUGAGGAAUCUGCAUUUGAGCUAAACCGCUUAGAUGGUUGGAAAAAGCUGAAACAAACUGCCAUCCCAACCAUCUUUCCGACUGUUCAAGUCAAGGAGGAGGCUCCAAAGGGUGCAAGAACUCCAGAGCCAUCUGCACCAAACUUCCUUGAGGAGAAAAACAAUUGUGCCGCUGUUGCAGAUGAGAACUCGGGCCACGCAAGUAUACUUUCGCUCUGUGUUUACGCAGACAAAUUCAUCCGCUCGGUCAAUUGGUGUCCAGGUGAAUUUGGAACUCUUGCUCGCAGGAUACAACGUGACUCGUCUGCUUCAGGUUUCAUACCAACUUUAUGGUGUCUGGUCUCACCUGCCACAUCUACAAAAGUUUGUCACUUCAAUCACUCAGCUUCAUCUCCUGAUACAGCCCGCCUCAAGAGCUCCGAGUCUGUCAGCACGCGUGGUGCCAAAGUGAUGACCCAACGCAUGAAUUUGACAAUUUUGAAAUACAUGUCCAGGUCGAUAUGCACCACAUGGAGGUCCCACAUGUUUGGCUGACUGGGUGUUAAUAGAGAGGGUAGUUGUUUGUGCUGGCCUGAACCUAAACAGGUCCGAUUCAUGGAAUUUUCACACACUGAGAAGGUGGCAUGAUGCUGUUUUAGGGCAUUCUUUCGAAUAAAGUAAACACAGGUUCACUUGA
Molecule: messenger RNA, 1121 nt
Organism: Ixodes scapularis (black-legged tick)
Lineage: Eukaryota; Metazoa; Arthropoda; Arachnida; Ixodida; Ixodidae
Product: DNA transposase THAP9
Source: RefSeq, a predicted model, not a curated record